This is a messenger RNA of Charadrius vociferus (killdeer), 1008 nucleotides long. RefSeq names its product cat eye syndrome chromosome region, candidate 5 (gene HDHD5). The record is from RefSeq and is a predicted model, not a curated record. Gene Ontology annotation, cellular component: mitochondrion. The transcript is spliced from 7 exons. Gene Ontology annotation, biological process: glycerophospholipid biosynthetic process. Lineage: Eukaryota; Metazoa; Chordata; Aves; Charadriiformes; Charadriidae. The coding region runs from base 1 to 1008 and encodes 335 amino acids.
AUGGAAGGGAGCAGCGGGAGGAGGAGGGAGCCCACCCGGGUGUCUCCGGAGCAGGUGAUCCUGUCCCACAGCCCCCUGCGGCUCUUCAACCAGUUCCACCAGAAGUGCAUGCUGGUGGCCGGGCAGGGGCCCGUGGAAGAGAACGCCCUGAACCUGGGGUUCAAGCAUGUGGUCACCAUGGAGGCGCUGAGGAAAGCAUAUCCCCUGUUAGACAUGGUGGAUCAGAGCCGGAGGCCAAAGGAGCUGCCUCCUCCAACCACUGGCUUCCCCACUAUAGAAGGAGUGAUUCUGUUUGGUGAGCCAGUGAGGUGGGAGACCAGCCUGCAACUUAUUAUUGAUGUACUCUUGAGCAACGGGAACCCUGGGGCAGAGCUACAAGAUAUACCAUACCCCCAUCUGCCUGUUCUUGCCUGCAACAUGGAUCUCCUGUGGAUGGCCGAAGCCAAGAUGCCCAGGUUUGGCCACGGCACUUUCCUUCUCUGCUUGGAGAACAUCUACAAGAAAGUAACAGGCCGGGAGCUGAAGUACGAGGCCUUGAUUGGCAAACCCAGCACAGUCACCUACCGCUAUGCCGAAUACUUGAUAAAACAGCAGGCAGAGAAACAGGGCUGGAUGUCUCCCAUCCGACGCCUCUAUGCAGUUGGGGAUAACCCUAUGUCCGAUAUCUAUGGGGCAAACCUCUACAACAACUACCUCAAGUCAGCUCGGCAGAACCAGGUCCAGAUGAAGAGGAGCCCGGAGGCAGCCAGUCCCCAAACUGAGGAUCACCUUGAGCUGAGGAAGGACUGCAACAAUUCAGUGGAGAGUUGUGAGUCGAUUUUGGUCUGCACUGGGGUCUACCGCCACAAUGCAGAUGUUCCCAGUAAAACAGAGGAGUGCACAACAGAAACAGUGUUCCACGGCCAUCGGGACUUUUGCUUUGACCCCAGCCUGGUGGAGGCAUCUUACAUAGUGCAGGAUGUGAAUGAUGCUGUGCAGCUGGCUUUCAAGAAGGAGAACUGGAGCUAG